Molecule: messenger RNA, 2400 nt
Organism: Balaenoptera ricei (Rice's whale)
Lineage: Eukaryota; Metazoa; Chordata; Mammalia; Artiodactyla; Balaenopteridae
Gene: FGF6
Product: fibroblast growth factor 6
Exons: 4
Coding region: 257-883 (208 amino acids)
Biological process (GO): fibroblast growth factor receptor signaling pathway; positive regulation of cell population proliferation; regulation of cell migration
Cellular component (GO): cytoplasm
Molecular function (GO): growth factor activity; fibroblast growth factor receptor binding
Source: RefSeq, a predicted model, not a curated record
CAAGCAGAAUCAACUCGGGUCGGAGUGAGCGGGCCAGCUAGACCGCGUCGCCAAGCCAUGGUCCGUACCGGCCACGGCUCAGCCUGGGUCCCUCUGCUCCAGACCCGAGUGCCCAAAGCAGGCUUUUGUUUCAUGUCAGCAGCCUUCAACCGCCUUCCAAAAAUAAGCCCCUGCCGCCAUGCCGAGGGGAGAAAAACAAGAAGGGCGGUAUUUUUAGGGCCAUUAAUUCUGACCACGUGCCUGAGAGGCAAGGUGGAUGGCCCUGGGACAGAGGCUGGUCAUCACUAUGUCCCGGGGAGCAGGACGUCUGCCGGGCACGCUACGGGCUCUCAUCUUCCUCGGCGUCCUCGUGGGCAUGGUGGUGCCCUCUCCCGCGGGCUCCCGCGCCAACAGCACGCUGCUGGCUUCCAGGGGCUGGGGCACCCUGCUGUCCAGGUCUCGGGCUGGGCUGGCUGGAGAGAUUGCUGGCGUGAACUGGGAAAGCGGCUAUUUGGUGGGGAUCAAGCGGCAGCGGAGGCUCUACUGCAACGUGGGCAUCGGCUUCCACCUCCAGGUGCCCCCCGACGGCCGGAUCAGCGGCACCCACGAGGAGAACCCCUACAGCCUGCUGGAGAUUUCCACAGUGGAGCGAGGCGUGGUGAGUCUCUUUGGGGUGAAAAGUGCCCUCUUCGUUGCCAUGAACAGUAAAGGAAGAUUAUACACCACGCCCAGCUUCCAAGAGGAGUGCAAAUUCAGAGAGACCCUCCUGCCCAACAAUUACAACGCCUAUGAGUCAGACCUGUACCGAGGCACCUACAUCGCGCUGAGCAAAUACGGACGGGUGAAGCGGGGCAGCAAGGUGUCCCCGAUCAUGACCGUCACUCACUUCCUCCCCAGGAUAUAAGGACCCUGAAGGAAGGCUCACAGCAGCUCCACGCAAAGCUGGGGCUCCAGGAGCCCAGAGGCUGCCUUAUUCCCUCUUCAAGAGCAAACGAUGAAGAAGAGAGCAACACACGUGCACCCCUUGGAGAUGGCUUCCCAGCUGGGACGAGGUUAACGCAGAACAAACUGGGGGCCCAGGACCACAAACAAUCUGCACCCUCCUCGCGGGGCCAUGGAUAGAGCUCAGAGGAAACCAGAAAUUGCCCUGCUAGUUCCUGCUGUUGACUACGUUGGUCAUUUGCUGCCUUCUAUCCCCUUCCCUCCCCGCUUCCCAGAUGGGUUUGCACCUCCCUGGGAAAGCAGCUUAAAGCUUUGUGAUGAAUACCCUGCGGUUCUCCUUCACGGCCUCCUCUCCGCCCGCACGUCCCACUGCACCUCCUGCACACACACCCCAAGCCCCUGGUCGGAGCCGUUCUACGGCUUAAGAAAAAGGGGAUUUUCUCCUGUCCUCCAUCCAGGCUGUAAACCUCUCUCCUUUAGAUGCCUUGCUUUCUCCCCAGGCCUGGAAUUCUCUCCCAGCCCCGUCCGACCCGGAACAGCUGAGAUUCUCCUGCCCAGGCUGGCUCUGGUCCUCUCUUGUCCAGGACCUCGGAUCCUUCACAUUCUGAACCUACAAGAGUCCUGGGGGAGGAAGGAAACACAAAAGGCCGUGAGCUGUCGGUCUCCUUCUCCCCGGGGCUGGACAUCCAUUGCCUCGGCCCACUUUGGACCACAGCCACUGGUACAAACCAAAUGCGUCUGGCCUCCAAGAUACCGGGAUGUCCUCUCUGCCCUCCCUUUCUUUUUUUGCCUCUUUUCAGUGGACACAAGCUAGAAAACUCCUACAUAUUUCUAUCCCAAUGCUUUCCCCCAAGGGCUCUGGGUCUGUUGCCACCGAGAAGGUAUUCUCUGCCACCUGCCACUCCUGCACCUGCGAAGUGGGUCUCUAAUACUCGCCCCCCACCCCUCCUCCCAACAAGAACCCAGCCACUCGUUCUGCUACCUCCCAGGAAAACUGCAACGGUAGGAGUGUUUGGGUCAGGGCCGGAAGAAUAGAUAGAAACACUUCAACCUGCGCUCGCCCCUCAGCUGGUGUUUGCCCUUCCCAGGACAGGGGGGAGGGGUAAUUAUGCCCAGAACACCCCGAAUCUAGUCCGUCCUGCGAUAGCUAACACAGACCCAUGUUUGGAUACCUCAUGAACUACCGAAAUUCCACCAUCCGGACAGCUGCCUCUUCACGUGGGUUUCCCUUUCUGUAAAUCCAUCAGUAUCUCAGACUGGGUCCCAGGGCCGAGCUGUCCUCAAGCUUGGGUCUAGUGGGUAGGAAAACUCAGACUUUGUUCAGUCAUGUGUUUGUAAGAUGUGAUGCUUCUAUUUUUCUAUUAUGUAUGUGCUAUGCACAAACCAUAUCCUGUUCCAGCAAAAAAGGAAAAGAUCUUUUUAUACGUUCCUCUAAACCGUUUGACUCCACCCCUCCUAUUAAAACCGACGACGAAUCUC